This is a messenger RNA of Trichoderma asperellum CBS 433.97, 1140 nucleotides long. Lineage: Eukaryota; Fungi; Ascomycota; Sordariomycetes; Hypocreales; Hypocreaceae. The record is from RefSeq and is a predicted model, not a curated record.
AUGACUUCAAAUAGCACGAGAUCGUCUGCUAUGGCUCUUCGUCAAACAUUAUUAGCAUUAUCUUUUCAAUUCUUUUUCGUUCCUUCAAAGGCUAUACAGCACCAGAAUCAGGCAAUACAACAUUUGCAGACGAGUAUUGAUAGAACUCUACCGUGGGAUAAAGAUGAAGCUUUACAAGCGAUUGCUGCUAGCAUGCUGCUGAGUGUCUACGAAAUGGAAAAUGGCGAAUCGCCUCUUCGCUGGGCUAUAUUUUUCAGCGGCACGAAAAGAAUCGUUGACACAAUUUAUACUCCAGGCGAAACUUACGAAGGAGACUCGGCUGUUAUGAUGGACUGGAUUUUUUACUAUUAUACCAUGUGCAAAUUUAGCGUUCUUCACUGGCUUCGGACAGACGAACAGCAGACAUGGAUAGCGAGACAGAGAAAAAUCAUAUCGAAGCCUCCCCACUCAGUUUCACAGCAUACUGCAAGUAGCGGCAUUGUCCCCUCUCCUUUCCCCCUUUUUAUUACAAAUAGAAAAAUCAGUCGAAAAAUCCCUCAAGCUAAUUCUCCAAUACAGAUCCUGACAUCAUGGGGAUGUUCACUAGAACUGCUAGACAUUCUAUACGAGAUUUUUGAUAACGUCUUUGAUCGCGACUCUGAACAGCACAAGUCUCCAGAGCACAAUAUACGCCUAAAAGCCCUUGAACAGCGAUUACAUCAUCUCAUUCAAUGCGAACACUCUGAUAUCUCGAAUGUAGGCCAAGUAUCUUCAUACAACACUCAAAUCGCGGAAUUCUAUCGUCUUGCUGCGCUUCUCUAUCUUCAGCGAGUCGCUCGUAAUAGCCCCAGAGAUGCACCGCAUGUUAUCAAACUGGCAGCUGAUGCAUACAGGGCGCUAGAGGUAAUGGCGAGGUGUGAUCGUCCUUGGCCCCUUUUUGUCAUAGCACUUGAAGCAUCGACAGAAGAUGAGCGUCGACUGGUGCUAGUCACUAUAGAGACGUUACUGGAACGUAGGCCGCUUCGAAAGUGGAUGACGCUACGGACUAUGAUACAACAAGCCUGGUCACAAAUUGAUCUAGCAAAAGCCAACAACUUGGACGCUUUAUUAUUAUACCAAUCAGUCAUAAAUCAUCAGCGUGUACCACCUAUGUUUAUCUAA